CUCUUUGCUCUUAUCAGCCGAGAGUUAUCUCUCUCAUCUUCUAUCCACAAACAAACUCCAUUGAAUAGAAACCCAAAUCUACAAGUCAAAUACAGACAGCGCAAAAGGAAGAAGAAGAAGAAGAGAUAUGGCUGUGGCCAACGCUUGGGCUGCGGCUGGACACGCCACCGUCCGUAUACCUCCGUCGAGGCCUUCCCUCUCCUCUUCUUCAUCAGCUUCUUCUAAUUCUUUCGUUAAUUUCCCAAAUAAAUUAUUUCUUAAGAACAGCAAAAAUUCGAGGCUUUGUUGUCGAUGCGUCAAUGUCAACAGCACCUCCUCAACUCCCUCUGCUGAUGAAAAUUGCAACAAUAGCUGCUUCGCUACUUCUUCAUCAGGUUGGGAUUGGAACCGCUGGACCCGCUAUUUCUCUGAAAUUGAACAAGCUGAGAGCUAUGCCUCUGUGCUCAAGUUUCAACUGGAAGAAGCAAUUGAGAAGGAAGACUUUGAAGAAGCUGCAAAAUUGAAAGCAGCUAUCGCAGAAGCUACAGCGAAGGACUCUGUUGCUGAAAUUAUGUCCAUGUUGAAGAAUGCAAUAGAUGAAGAGCGUUAUCAUGAUGCUUCAAGAUUGUGCCAAAGUACGGGAAGUGGGCUGGUUGGUUGGUGGGUUGGCUAUUCAAAAGAUUCAGAUGAUCCAUUUGGCAGACUAAUACGUAUUACUCCAGGUGUGGGCAGAUUUAUUGGCAGAAGUUAUAGUCCAAGGCAGUUGGUGAAAGCCUCUUCUGGAACUCCACUGUUUGAGAUUUUCGUCGUCAAAGAUGGAAAUAAUACUUACAACCUGCAGGUGGUAUUCAUGCAGCGAACCAAAGGAAGUGCAGCAAGUUUAAGUCCAUCAUCCGAGUCAAAGCCAAUAAAGGGGCCUUCAACUGCUGAGAUUGAGAACAGAGCUGUAAUUGAUGUUAAAAUAGAUGAAGCUGAAGCAGAGAAAAGCAAUGAAAAGAGCAUAGAUUUUGAGGGAGCUGCUGAAGAGGGAAUAAGAAGUGUGAUAAAUUUUCUUAAAGAUAAGAUACCUGAUCUGAAAGUGAAAGUAAUGAAAGUUAAUAUUACGGAAGAAAUAACAGAUGAUGGUGAUUCGGUGAAGCAAUUUCUGGAAGGAGAAGAUGAGAACACUAUUUCCAGUGAGGAGGCUGAAGAAACAACUAGUGAUUUGGAUGACAUCAAUCCUGAUCGAGUUAUAAUAGGAGAUAGUGGCACAAGUGAAGAUGGAAAAACUGUAGACACCAAGCUUUUCUUAGGGGGUAUUUUACAUAAUAAAGAAGACAAUCCAGUAAAGGACGAGUUUGUUCGUUUACCUGCUGAAAUCAAAGAUGUGGAAAGAGAUUCCUUUAUGCUUCAUAUUCCUAAGAGACCUGGAGAUCAAGAUGGUGAAGAAAAUUCUGCGUCCAGCAUUAAUAUUGCAGCUCUUGAAGCUCAAGGUGUCUCUGAAUUAAUGCCUCCUGACGUGGCAAAGGCAUUUUGGAGUUCUGAUAAAGUUUCUUCAAAAGUUUCCAGAAAUGUGAAAGAGAUAUUAAAGCUUGCAGUUAGCCAGGCGCAGAAGCGAUACAGGUUAUCUGAAUACACAAAUUUUAGUCGAAUUACAACCUCUCCUGGGGAUUUAGAUCCUUUUGAAGGU
Messenger RNA from Nicotiana tabacum (common tobacco), 1648 nucleotides. The record is from RefSeq and is a predicted model, not a curated record. Lineage: Eukaryota; Viridiplantae; Streptophyta; Magnoliopsida; Solanales; Solanaceae.